Messenger RNA from Gossypium raimondii (Peruvian cotton), 786 nucleotides. RefSeq lists its product as uncharacterized. Lineage: Eukaryota; Viridiplantae; Streptophyta; Magnoliopsida; Malvales; Malvaceae. Bases 1 to 786 code for a protein of 261 amino acids. Gene Ontology annotation, molecular function: nucleic acid binding. The record is from RefSeq and is a predicted model, not a curated record. Gene Ontology annotation, biological process: DNA integration. The transcript has 2 exons.
AUGUCAUUGCAAAGUAUACUGGAGAUUGAGUUGUUUGAUGUAUGGGGAAUUGACUUUAUGGGACCAUUCCUACUGUCAAUGGGCAAGGUGUACAUACUGUUAGCAGUGGACUAUGUCUCUAAGUGGAUCGAGGUUGUUGCCCUUCCUACUAAUGAUGCAAGGUCAGUAAUGAACUUUUUACACAAGAACAUUUUUAUAAGAUUUGGUACAGCUAGAGCCAUUAUUAGCAAUGAGGGGUCUCAUUUUUACAGUAAGUUGGUAGCUAAUGCUUUGCAACGAAAAAUGGUAAAUCCUACUCGUAAGGAUUGGUCUACCAGAGUGGAUGAAGCUUUGUGGGCGUAUCGUACCACAUACAAAACUCCAUUAGGGAUGUCACCUUUUAAUCUUGACUAUGGCAAACGACGUCACCUUCCUGUUGAAAUUGAGCACAAGGCAUUUUGGGCUAUUAAGAAGCUGAAUAUGGAUUGGGUCACUGCUAGCCAUAUAAAGUUGUUAGAAUUGAAUGAAAUGGUGGAGUUCCAAGUGCAAGCACAUGAGAAUGAUAAGUUGUACAAGGAAAAGACCAAGCGUUGGCAUGAUAAAAGAAUCGUGCCGCAACAAUUUGAAUCAGGACAACAAGUGUUGUUACUUAACUCUAGGAUCAAAUUAUUUCCUGGUAAAUUGAAGUCUUGCUGGUCAGGUCCUUUUGAAGUAGCCCAAGUGUAUCCUCAUGGAGAUGUUAAUAUCAAAGGAUUGAAAAAGGGGGUCACAUUUAAGGUUAAUGGGAAACGUUUAAAAUAUUACUAG